GGAUGACCUUUUACUAUGGCUGCAGCCAAGAAAGUACAUAUGUUGGAGACAGAAAACAGGGAAGCUGUCCCAGUAGAGGGGUUCAUUGUAGAGCACCCGGAGCGGUCCAAUAUGACCCGACCUCAACGAAAUCUGCCAACAAGGUCACGAUGAGUCUUUUUCUUGAAAUUUUGCUCGCGAGGUGCUCUUUGGUGCAAGUUACGCUUGACUUGGUCUGGAUGAUUUUCGCACUGUUUCUGCAGAAUAUCAUCUAUUUUACUGCGACAGAGAAUAACUGAAUUUUCCCUAUGCAGGCGAGGUUCUAUUAUCGCGUAUCGGCUGUCGAGUAUGCGUCAAGGCCCUCGAGAUCGUCACGAUCAAGUCACGCAACAAGCCUUGCGCUCGGCCUUCCUCGAAGCACCACCCGUGGCUCGCUGCUCCCUCGUCCUUUUCGUCGUCCGUCUGUCUCCAUGUCCGUGAACAAAAGUAACGCAUACAAGAAAUACCAGUGUCGCUACUUUAGCAGUACUGGCCAGCCCUUAUAUCCACCUUGUAGGCAGGGUGAUAAUUGUCGAUUUGUCCAUCCAAACGAUCCCAAUUGGCCGGGUCGCCCAUGCAACAUCCCAGUCAUGUCAGUCAAAACGAACAGCGUGGGACAACGAACCUCUACGGAAGCCAAGUCUGCAGCACCAAGGGCGACCUCUCAUAGUCCAGCUAUAUCUCGUUUUGGGCCGCCUCUAGUCUCUCAGACAGAUCUCUUUCGUCAGUUGAAACUGGAAUCAGAUAGUGACGAUACAGAAUCUCUUCUGCGUCGCACCCAAUUCCCAAGCAAAGUUUGGAACCAUGAUUCUAGGCGUAAUGAUUUUGACCGCGAAAGCUUGCGGGAACGCACAGCUGGUAGAAGCAGAGAGAGACAUUAUCCUCGGAAUAGAUCUGCGAGCCCAUUGCGGUCUCGAGUCAAGGAGAAGCUGCCAGCCGGCAAACCCCAAUCAGAUCUCGACAAUUCCACUGCAAACCCAGGCAUUGGCGCCAGUUCAAGCGUUUCCGUCAGAUCUGCAGAGAAAUUCGCAGGCCAACCAACCACCGGCAGGGUCCGGACAGGUCCUGCAUCCCAGCGAAUAGUGGAUUUAUUUCGCGAUCUCGCCAAGUUUUCCAAUGAUGUCGUGCAAUCAACCGCCGAAUUUGAAAGACAGGAAAAGAAAUUAAAAUCAUACACGGAGAUUUCCGCGACACUUUCCAAAGUGUCCAAUUCAGCAGCAGCUUCAGUUGCGCCUAAUCUUGCAGAAAUCCUUCUUGACCAUGCUCAAACUCAGAAUCACGUCGACGAGGGCUUUGCGGCGAUCGGGAACAUUUGGCUGGAAAUUUUUGGCGUUGUCAUUUCCGAGGUUAACGAAAUCAUUAAUGCAUCCGUUGAGGAGGCGGUUGAUGCACUGAAAACUCGUAGUAUGGAACGCACGAUGAACGGAAGGGACGUCCAUCCAGGGCCAGAUGAAGAUACGAUACUUGUGGACGCAAUGUCGACUCCGGAGGUCCCGCUCGUUUCAUCAAGGGGAAGAUUAACAGAUGAGCUGGAUGCGCGCUUGCAGACCGUCAAGCGUCUCAAGCUCAUGGAAUGGAGUCCUGCCGGUUCCGCUGAGCCUCUCUCCCGCUCGACUAUCAGCGUUGGGGACGUCAUACAUCAAAUGAAAUUGAAAUUAAAUGAGCAGUCAUCGUCGCUUCAUCAUCUUGCUAGAGAAAACAACGAAGUACGUGCAUCACCACCACCACUUGAAACUUGAUUUCUGCGGUAUUAACAAGUUCAUGUGGAUAGCUGAAAAGCAUGCUUCAGAACAAUUCCCGAAACCCGAACCCGAGCCUACUGUCACGUUCUUCCUCUGCGGCGGUGGCUGAUCCUUCAUUUUCA
Molecule: messenger RNA, 1882 nt
Organism: Guyanagaster necrorhizus
Lineage: Eukaryota; Fungi; Basidiomycota; Agaricomycetes; Agaricales; Physalacriaceae
Exons: 6
Coding region: 288-1757 (489 amino acids)
Molecular function (GO): heme binding; metal ion binding
Source: RefSeq, a predicted model, not a curated record